AUGAAACGAAAAUUCGAACACUCUUCCGCUCCAUCAAACAGCAGCAACAAACAUGUCAAAUUCUCAUCAGUAACAACAACAUCAAGUCAUGAUCAUGUCGAGAACACCACACAGCAUGCUGAUGAGUCCAAACACACUCUUCAAUCCAUUCGUGAGGCUAAAUCUCUCCGAACGAUCAAACAAUUGCAAGGCUUUGAACAUACCACAUCCAUUCUCGGACAAGUCAAUGAAACGGGAAGUGGAUUAGAAGGUGAAGAAGGAAAUUUAAAUCAAGAACGUUUUAUUGAUGAAGAAAAUAAUAAUACAGUGAUGGAACCUUUUCAUUUAGAAGCAGAACGAAUGGAAGGAAUAUUUAAAGAUAAACAAACCAAAGCAGAAGAACAACGAAAAAAAAAGAAAAAAUUACAACAACGAUCAAUUAACAAAGUCAUUAGAAAAAAUGAAAGUGAUGAAGAGGAUAGUGAUGAUAAUGAAGAGACAGAUGUGUGGGCAGAUGAUUUGGAAGAAAUGAACCCAUCCUUAUCCAAAAAACAAGUUCUUUCGAAUGAAAAAGAGGAAGAACAUACAACACUUCCUGAAUUAACACUCUCUGAAUGUCAUCAAUAUAUUGUAGAUCAUCUUGUAGAUCGAAAAGAGACAAUUUCUAAGGCAUUACAACGAUUGAAAAAAUCACCUAGUACUAGGAAUGAAGAGGAGGAUGCGUCAAAAGUAUACAAUGAAUUAAUCAAAAUUGCAAAUAUUUUAAUUACCCAUUACAAUAUUUAUGAUAUUUAUGACAAAAAAAGAGAAUCGUUUCAAAAAAGAGUGAAAUGGGAAUAUCGAGUUAAAGAUACCAAUGAAAUUCAUGGUCCAUUCUCAACAAGUGACAUGAUAGCAUGGAUUGAACAUGGAAUGUUAACCAACGAUAAUGUACAAGUAAGAAUAUUCUGUGGUGAAAGUGAUGAUUUUUUAGAAUUGAAUUCUGUGGAUUUUACAAAAUAUGAAUAA
Naegleria lovaniensis is the source of this 987-nucleotide messenger RNA. RefSeq lists its product as uncharacterized. The transcript has a single exon. The record is from RefSeq and is a predicted model, not a curated record. Gene Ontology annotation, molecular function: protein binding. The coding region runs from base 1 to 987 and encodes 328 amino acids. Gene Ontology annotation, cellular component: U5 snRNP. NCBI's taxonomy places the organism in Eukaryota, Heterolobosea, Eutetramitea, Acrasida, Naegleriidae.